This is a messenger RNA of Saccoglossus kowalevskii, 1167 nucleotides long. Its product is annotated as somatostatin receptor type 5-like. Gene Ontology annotation, biological process: chemotaxis; neuropeptide signaling pathway. Gene Ontology annotation, molecular function: neuropeptide binding; chemokine receptor activity. Lineage: Eukaryota; Metazoa; Hemichordata; Enteropneusta; Harrimaniidae. The record is from RefSeq and is a predicted model, not a curated record. Gene Ontology annotation, cellular component: neuron projection; plasma membrane.
AUGGUUACAGGCGGCAACAGCACGUUCAACGAAAGUACCGGAUCGUAUUACAUUCCUGGAAUUGCUGGGCAAGUAUCCCCACUGCUGUUCAACACCAUUCUUCCAGUUAUCUUCGGUAUCAUCUGCUUCUCUGGACUGAUCGGCAACGCUCUGGUUAUUUACGUGUUACUGCGACGGUCAAAAAUCAAAACAGUUGCCAACGUUUAUAUUCUUAACUUGGCCUCGGCGGAUUUCUUGUUCGUAGUCAUGUUACCGUUUCUUGCAUACACAAACUCUGGUAGCAAUUGGAUAAUGGGCGAGGCUGUUUGUAAACUAGUGCACGGUGUUGAUGGUUUGAAUAUGUUUGCAGGCAUUUUUACCCUCGUGGCACUAUCGUUUGACCGAUAUUUAGCAGUAGUCCAUGGUUUGAGGUCUAGGAAAUAUCGUACAAUAAAAGCGGCGCGGAUGACCUGUGUUUUGAUCUGGGUCCUAGCUUUCCUUGUUACAGUACCUCUCUGGGUGAGUGCCGUCACGAUAGAGUUCUACGGUAUCACGCUCUGCGAGGUGGCAGCACCUGAAUGGAUGCCACAGAGCGUAUUCAUCCAAUACGGUUUCGUCACAGGUUUCUGCGUUCCACUCGCUAUUAUCUCUGUCUGUUAUGCAAGCAUCGUUAUACACCUCACUCAACUCAACUGCCGUGACAACAUACUAAACAAAAGGCCACACAGAUCGCAUCGAGUAACCAUCAUGGUGCUUCUCGUUGUCUUGUUGUUCAUCGUGUGUUGGUUGCCGUUUUGGGUCGUACACAUCCUUCGACUUUUUGAAAGAUUCAAUAAUUAUAAUAUCACCAUGCCAUUUCUCAUCGCAUUCUACUUUAGUCUGUGUCUGAGCUACGCCAACAGUUGCUUGAACCCAAUUAUUUAUACUUACGCUGGGGAGAAUUUCAGAAGAAAUCUAGCUCUUCUUUGUCGAAGCCGUGAAAAGAAACACUUCCAUGUGAGUUCUCCGAACAAGAGGAUUGUGAUGACCACAACGUCAUCGAAGCGUUCAAGGUGUUAUUCGUCAACCACGGAAGACACACUUUUAUCGUCAUUCAAACGAUGCUCCUACAGAGUACCUUCUCGUACUUAUAAGAAAGGCAAUGUCACCAUCGACAGAACACGUUCAUAUUGCACAAACACAGUAUAA